Molecule: messenger RNA, 789 nt
Organism: Metarhizium album ARSEF 1941
Lineage: Eukaryota; Fungi; Ascomycota; Sordariomycetes; Hypocreales; Clavicipitaceae
Exons: 1
Coding region: 1-789 (262 amino acids)
Source: RefSeq, a predicted model, not a curated record
AUGAAUCCCAGGUCUAGCUUUGCUGCGUCGGACACGACCUACCACAGCUUCCACGACAUCGAGUUGCAAGAACCGCCCUCGCCUCCACGCCCAAGAAGCCCUCUUGGUGCGAGUGCGCCGGCAGCAGACGGCGCGACUCCAUCCAGUCAGCAAGAGCAGGAACCUCUCCGCACGACAGCCAAGAUGCAGCGCCGCGACUCAGGGUACGAGUCUCACCAGUCCGGGUCGGCACGAAACUCGAUCCUCUCCGGCCCCCCGCUCACAAAAGCAACGCGCGCUCGCCUUCACUCUCGCCCUCGGUCAUCCACACGGAAAUCUGCCAAACCCCAUCUGCACUCACGCGCCAGCAGCAGCGCCAGCAGCAGCACCAGCACCACCCGGAGCCGGAGUCGGAGUCGUAUCCGGAGCCAAAACGCUCCCUCUCCCGCGGGCUACGUCCAGUUCCCGACCCCAGACCUCGUCGAGCUUACCGAGACAUCACCACCAGCCGAUCCCUCACCUCACCUGCCGCCGCCGCCCACGAUUCACUACUGGACGAGCGACAGCACCCGCCGACUGGAGUACGCCGCCAUCGACGCCGCCAGCCGCGGUGUCAAGGGCUGGAUCAGGAGACACCUCGUCCCGGACUGCUUCACCCCACGACAUGUGGCGUUUGACGAUGACUCUGGCAGCGUGCGUCGCUACAGGCUGGAGCUGCAAGACGAACAAGACGAAAAGGUUUGCCGUGGGGACACACGACGCCGCAAGGGGUGGCGCUUUUUCUCCCUGCGGAAAAGCAGAACCAUUUGA